CGGCCCUCCAUUUUGCUGGGUUUGGAAUCUCGAUUCCACAGGAAAGUCACAAUGAGGCCUCUCGCCUACGUGACUCUCCUGGCCAUUUUUUUCUCUUUCCACCUCCAUCUUUGUGCAUCCUCACGCCUCCUCGCCGAACGUCCUGCGGCGGCUCCAAAUGGCCAUCGCCUUCUCGCCGGACGUCCUGCGGCGGCUCCAGAUGGCCAACGCCAUCUCGCCGAACGUCCUGCGGCGGCUCCAAAUGGCCAGGCAGCAGCAGGUGCACCGGCGCCGGUUCCUACCGCAGGGUCGCCGGAGAGCAUGCCGGUAGUGAGCAUGCCCGCCGCCAACCAGCCGGCCAAUGUCCCACUUCCAGCUUACGGCAACCUCCCACCGGAGUUGCUGGCGAAGCUCCCGGCCAACGUGCCGCCGGACGUGCUGGCCAACAUCCCGCCGGAGACGCUGGCCAACAUCGAGGCGUCGCAGGGGCAGCUGCAGACGAGCGAGAUCCUGGCCACCAUCCCGGCGGUGCAGGGCCAGCUGCCGGCGAACCUGCCGCCCGAGGUGCUGGCCAAGCUCCCGGAGGUGCAGAACCAUCUGCCGGCGAACAUCACGCCCGAGAUGGUGGCCAGCCUCGCCGCGGAGCAGCAGAAGACUGCCGGCUCGCCUGGGGCGGCGGCUCUCCCCACCGAAAUCCCGGAGAUCCCCAAGAUGCCCGACUUCUCGGGGCUGGCCAAGAUCUCGUUCCCGCCGAUGCCGUCGGGGCCCAAGAUGCCGCAGCUGCCGCCCAACUUCUCGCUGUUUGGGUACGAUGUCCCCAUCCCCAAGUUCAUCACCAAGAUGGUCGACGGCAAUGGCAAUGGCGGUGGCUGACGGCGGCGGCGGUGGGCAAAACUGACGCCAAGCUUUGUUCGAUGUUAGUGGCAUCUAGGCUGUCAAUUACACAUUAACUGAAGUUUCGCCAUGGUUUUGAGUUCGAAUAAUGUGAUCAUUUUGCGAUUCUUUUGGUUUGGGUGUGAUCUGAUGGACUCUGUUCUUGCCAUGUGUAUAUAUCUUUGCUCAUUUAAGAAACAUCUGCAGGUUGAAAAGCAUUGCAAUUUUGCUA
Sorghum bicolor (sorghum) is the source of this 1084-nucleotide messenger RNA. RefSeq names its product transcription initiation factor TFIID subunit 4. Lineage: Eukaryota; Viridiplantae; Streptophyta; Magnoliopsida; Poales; Poaceae. Bases 52 to 852 code for a protein of 266 amino acids. The transcript is spliced from 2 exons. The record is from RefSeq and is a predicted model, not a curated record.